Podospora bellae-mahoneyi is the source of this 1916-nucleotide messenger RNA. RefSeq lists its product as uncharacterized. The coding region runs from base 1 to 1764 and encodes 587 amino acids. The transcript is spliced from 2 exons. Lineage: Eukaryota; Fungi; Ascomycota; Sordariomycetes; Sordariales; Podosporaceae. The record is from RefSeq and is a predicted model, not a curated record.
AUGUCUGGGAGGAAUCGACCAUCUGCUGCAUGCGUCGAGGACGCUGACGACGCCGGAACUGUUUUUGAAGGCACCGCACGCUACGCUACAUCUUGUGCCCCAGGCAGUCCCAUCAAGCAGCCAGCAAAUACCGGACGUGUCCGGAGAGAAAAGAGCAGGAAGAGCGAGACCUCGCCCAUCAACGCCCACACCGACUCGGACUCGACGCUCCCUCGAAGAGAGAGAGAUUCUACCAAGAAGCCCAGCACUCACAGGGAUAAGUCUGCUUCGGCCAGCAAAAAAGCACUCAUGACUUCAAGACCUGCUCUGAAGCCCACGAGGACGGCGCCGCCCGACGCCCGUUACUCACGCAAGUCUGUAGACGCACACGACGCGCAAUAUUUCGGCGUCAAUGAGCCAGCACCUGCCCCGGCGCCUGCUGCUACUCGUCCCCGCUCCAAGACCACGAGACCGACCAGUGCCUAUUAUGGCAGCUCACCUUCGAGACCACCUUUAACCCACCAGAACAGAUAUUACAGCCAGACGCCAGGCCCGCAGAUGAACUCAGGCUUUGCGCCACCACCUCUUCCGAACCCACCUCAAUGGAGCGGUCCUCCCCCUCCCGGCCCCCCCCCACCACCGGCACCCAUGUCAGCGCCCAUGCAGAUUCCUUAUCCUCAACCAGGGUCAUCUCCUGUGGUCAUGAACGGACCAGGACCAGAGUACUUUUCGCGGCCACUUGAGUCUCGCUUCGGCAGCUACACCCGGCCACAGUCAGCGAUGGGCUAUCGCCCUCAGCAGCCACCUGCCAUUGAAUAUGGUAACGAGUGGGAAGAGCCACAGGCGCCUCCCAGCAAACAAUUAGCUCGGCGUCCAUCCACCAACAGGAGGAUGUCCAAGGUUGAGACGGACGAUAAGCGCAUGAUGCCGCCACCUCCUCGCAGACCCCAGUCUGCCAGGCCGCUCCCAAGCAGUGGGUUCCAACCCCCUGCGCCCUCUACGCCAAUCUCGCGGCGAACCCUCUAUGAUGAUAUUGAACGAACCGAGGAUGACCUCUUUAACCUCUCCCCCAUGGGCCCUGCCGAUUACAACAACGCCGGCCACAGCACCAACCUAGCCUUCCGUCCCAAGCCACCUAGAAUGAGCAGCGGACUGGCGGACGAGGCGUACGGCGACUACGACUACAACCCAAUGCCAGUGGAGCCUUACGGGAAACAUUUGCGACGGAGCUCAUACUUUGGCGAAUCGGCGGCUUCCAGCAGCGCAUACGAGGAUCAAGCCCGAAACGGAGGAAGCAGCAGAAGCUCAGGCAGCCGCGACGAGAGCGAUUACCGACAGUCAUACACGACGAGGACCACGCACACUAGUGCUCACGACGAAGACUUCACCAUCAGGGUAAAGGGUAAUACGACGCUCAAAAUUGGCGGUGCCGAAAUGGAAUGCCAUGAUGGCGCCGAGAUCAACAUCACUAAGAACGGUGCUACGCUAGGCUACCGAGGCGGUGGUAGCGACGCGAGCUAUGGCGACCACGAUGACCGCCACACCCGGGUUGACCUCGAUGACCGCCGAACCCGAGUCGAUUUCCCUGUCCGGCCACGCACCCGCGGAGCCUCCCGCGCCAGGUCCAUUCCUCGUGCCCCGGCUUAUCCCGCCUACCCCGAUGCUGCCAGCCCCGAAUAUGAGUACGUCGGUGCUGACGACUACGCCCCCUCCAUCCCACCCUAUCCCCAAUACCCUACCUCGUACUCCUCCUCCCGACCUGACGACCACUACUUUGGUCGGUAAACGGCCUGUUGGAACGCCUGGAGCGGCCAACGGCCAACCAAAUGGCGACCCCGAGACGAUCCAAGAUGAUGAUGAUGAACCCCAACAAAAGGAUGAUGACGACGACGAUGAUGUUUCUGUUUAUGUGUGCAUAACUCUUGUUUCACUGGGGC